This is a messenger RNA of Polistes dominula (European paper wasp), 2183 nucleotides long. RefSeq lists its product as uncharacterized. The record is from RefSeq and is a predicted model, not a curated record. Lineage: Eukaryota; Metazoa; Arthropoda; Insecta; Hymenoptera; Vespidae. Gene Ontology annotation, molecular function: RNA polymerase II cis-regulatory region sequence-specific DNA binding; DNA-binding transcription factor activity, RNA polymerase II-specific. Gene Ontology annotation, cellular component: nucleus. Gene Ontology annotation, biological process: regulation of transcription by RNA polymerase II.
GAAGAUGGCGAUGGAACGACGACGACGACGACGACGACGACGACAGUGAUGGUCGAUGGUGCAGGCGCCACUAAUCAAAACGUCUUUAGUUCGAAUUCGAUUCUUCUUACGUUUUAUUGUCAAAUAUAAACGUCCAUAUUAUUUUUUGUAUAUGUUUAUUUUCAAAAAAUUAAUGAGAAAUGAUCGAUCGACUUUCAAAGGUUAGUUGCAAAAAAUGCAAUUUCGUUUCUGUCGUGGUGGUAACGUUUUCACAAAUAAGAAGAUGGCAGUAGAACGGCGACAGCGAUGGUCGAUGGUGCAGGUGCCACUAAUCACAACGGACCUUAGUUCAACUUUGAUUCAUAUAUAUUUUUUUUUUUUUUUUGUAAAUUUUUCAAACGUUCAUCUUUAUUUCUUCAUGUAUAUUUUUGAAUAAUCUGUGAACGAUGAUGAUUAAUCAAUUUCCAAAAGCGACCUGCAAAAAGUGCAAUUUCAUUUCUGACUCUGGACAUUGGAUACGCGAUAAAAUCAUUUCUUUAUUAUAUAAUUCGCAAUGUUGACUUUUGACAAUCGUAUUUACUUUGAAAGAAAAGAAAAUAAGAAUUUAAUUGUUCGUGUGCAAUUUACAACGAAGUUUGAGGAAGAAAUCAACAAUUUUCAACGUAAUCAGCUGGAUAUUAACAGCUUGAAGGCGCUUAUCGCGCAAUUCACGCUUGGGUGAUGAGAGAUGGAGAAAAUGAGGAUAGAGUUGGCCGAAGUUGAGAUACCGAUGGACGAAGGUUCAUCGAAGAAUAAUAUGGAGGUCGACGAAUACGGAGUAGAAGCAGAAUUAACAAGUCUUUCGUGGCUACAAUCUUUAGACAUUACGAGUGCAUCCAGUUUGUCAACGCCAACAUGUUCGCCAUCACCUCCACCGGUAGUACGAAAGCCCCCGAAGAAGAUGUCACCUUUGCUCAAAGCAGAAUUAGAUCUCGCGAAUAAUGCCGAUAAAUAUCGAGCAGAUCCAGACGCAAAGCCACCAUUCUCCUACGCCACGAUCAUUUGUCUCGCGAUGCGCGCGAACAACAACAAGGUGUCUCUCUCAAACAUAUACGAAUGGAUUCGCAAAAAUUUUUUAUACUACGAAUACGCUGAUCGAGCUUGGCAGAACUCGAUUCGGCAUAAUCUAUCGUUGAACAAAUGUUUCGUCAAGUUGCCACGUUCGAAAGAUGAGCCUGGAAAGGGUGGCUUUUGGAAACUUGACUUGGAACGUAUGGAAGAAGGUAAAAGAACGAGACGACGGGCCUCGACGACUCAACGCAAUCGAGGAUCGAGAAAACAACACAACACAACGAAUUCAACGACAACAACGAUAACAACAACAACGACGACGACGACGACGUUAACAUCGACGACAUUAUCCCCUACCUUAACAACGAGCAAUCAUUCGUUGCAAAAUAGUUAUGUACCUCCUACUACCUGUCUUUCAGCCCUUUACGAAACACCACCUAGUAGCGUUUCAUCCCCAAUACCAGACACACUCUCGGAAGUACCCGAAUCAACGCAAGUUAAUCUCACCGAAGAUGAUCUCACGGGUCUCCUAAUCGCCACAGCAGGCUGGGAUGAAAAUCAGUUGGAUCUCUUAGAUUCUCUUUUGGAUACUCUAUAAAUUUUGUUUUUCCUAUCAUCAAUAUCUCUUGAAUAAAAAAAAAAAGAAAAAAUUCAGAAAUAAGUUGAUUGAAAAUCAUCAGUGAUGAGCUAUAAUAACUUUGUCAUAACUUUUUGGAAUUUCUUCCUAAUUGAUUGUAUUUCAAUAAUUUUUUUUUUUUGUUUUUUAUUUAUUCGAGUUAAAAACACCAGCGAUUCUUUUUUGCUGUGAACGAUUUUAAUUCACGUGUUAUUAUUAAUCGAUCGACUCACUGUAGAGCAGUUCAUUAGAAAUAUAUCGAUGUCGUGUGAAAAAAAAAAAAUCAAUUAAAUAUUGAACUUGUAUUGAAGCGAUGAAAUUAACAAACGAAUCAUAAAUAAUUCUGUAUUAUUUGACGUUUAUGAUGCAGGAAGAUAAUUAGGUAAUAUUUAUUUAUUAUAUAUUUUAUCAAGAACGAUGAAAUAUUUUCGUUACGUUUUAAAUAUUGGGAUCUCUGGCAGGGGCGUGGCUUACCCUAGCGGCAAAAAUAUGAACUAGAGACUGGAUGAUGCUGUGCAUUACUUGUAUAAUCAAAAUA